Molecule: messenger RNA, 1431 nt
Organism: Letharia lupina
Lineage: Eukaryota; Fungi; Ascomycota; Lecanoromycetes; Lecanorales; Parmeliaceae
Exons: 10
Coding region: 1-1431 (476 amino acids)
Biological process (GO): transmembrane transport
Cellular component (GO): membrane
Molecular function (GO): transmembrane transporter activity
Source: RefSeq, a predicted model, not a curated record
AUGCACGGCCAAGAAUUACAACCGGUGUCCAAGAACUGGGUCGUCAUCAAGGGCAAUGAUGCCACGCAAAAUGGUUCAGUAGAUCUUGACCGAGCUGAUCUGAUCCGGUUGGGCAAGAAGCCAGUGUUGAGACGUAACUUCGGGUUCAUGUCGAUGCUGGGCUUCAGCUGCACCGUUCUUACCACCUGGGAAGCAAGCUUGAAUCUCUUUCAACUUGGCUUCGACAAUGGUGGCCCAGCUGGGCUCCUCUACGGAUUCAUCAUAGUAUGGGCGGGCACUGCUGCGGUGUUCGCUUCUCUCAGUGAGCUUGCUUCAAUGGCGCCUACCGCUGGAGGCCAGUAUCACUGGGUCUCCAUGCUCGCGCCACAUCAUUCACGAAAGUUCUUCAGCUACGUCACAGGCUGGCUCACAGCCUGGGGGUGGCAGGCUAAUGUCGCGUCAGUCUCGUACAUCUCCGGCACGCUCGUCCAAGGACUGAUAACCAUGACACAUCCCUCAUACGACCCUAAACCAUGGCACGCAGUACUGCUCUUCUGGGCCGCGGUUAGCUUCGCGGUUUUUGUAAAUACCGUUAUCGGCAGGCUGCUUCCGAGGGUCGAGGGUCUCAUCCUGGUGGUGCACAUUCUAGGCUUCUUUGCUGUCAUCCUUCCCCUGAUCUUCUUCGGCCGACAUCAGGACGCUUCCAAGGUGUUUGGUACUGCCUUUCCAUUUUUAGGGGCGGAUGGUGCCAUUCAUAUGUCUGAAGAGAUUCAUAACGCUGCUCUCGUGGUGCCACGCUCCAUCAUGGUCAGUAUCUUUAUAAACGGAGCCUUGGGAUUCGCCGUACUACUCGUCACGCUGUUCAGUCUGAACGAUGUCGAAAAAGCACUGAAGACAACAACGAAUUACCCCUACAUGCAAGUCUUUGUCGACUCCACAGGUUCCGUCGCUGGCGCCACCGCUAUGGCCGGCAUCGUUGACCCGCGCACCGCCCUUCCAAUCAGGUCCAUCCUUUUCACCAUGCUCAUCUCCAUCAUCCUCUCCCUCGUCGUCCUUGGCUCAUCUACCGCCUUCAACGACCUAGUCGGCGUCACUGUCGCCGGGCUCAACUCCUCGUAUCUCAUCGCAUCCGGCCUUCUCCUCUACCGACGCUGUACUGGCGGCAUAGUGCCGCGCCAUAUGAGCCUCGCUAGUGACGACUCUGAUGAUGCCAAAUUAGUAUAUGGACCGUGGUACAUUCCAGGCAUGUACGGUAUAGUGGUCAACGCGUUUGCCUGCGUGUACUUGAUCAUCCUCAUCUUUUUCUGCAUGUGGCCGUCAGAGCUGCCGGUCACGGCUGAGAGCAUGAACUACACUGCCCUUGUCACCGCGGCGGUAAUCGCGUUUAGCACAGGCUACUAUUAUUUCUGGGCUAGACGCAUCUACACGGGACCUGUUGUUGAGAUCAAUUAA